CAAAGUGAACAUGAGCGUGGAAAAAAAGUUAAACAAAUAAAAACGGUGAUGCAGCUUAGAAACAAACUAGAGUUACAUCGAAAUUGCCCGUUUACACUAACUAGUACAACAAAAACAAAAUACUAGCUACAUAUUUGUGAUAUUGAACGCUACUCACUAGCUCCCAGACGCUCUAUUAAUCAAACCUUGUGGACAUCGAACUUUCGCCAGACACUGUGAAUCGAGAAAACGACCUUGCACACCCCUGCUAUGGCUAACUUUUAAGUGGACUGUACCGCGUGAAGAUCAAGGAUUGAAAAUGUUCUCAUUUGCAUUGAAAAGGCACUUCAAUCCCUGUGUGGGUCCAUCAUGGCGAUCUCUGCAGUGGGUACUCAGUGGGUCCAGCUGCAUGGUGAAGAGGGAAUGUUUUUACACCAGUUCCAACCCCUUGUUGUCUCCACAAGUUCCCACGGCAAUGUCACUACUGUCCCCGAGACUAGCCUCCUCCAGGCUUCUGAGCCUCAGGUCCCUAAGCUUCUCUGCCUCUUUGCUCUGCCAGGGUCACCCCGUGCCCACGGCCCCUGGGAGAAGACAGGAGAACCAACAGCGCCUCAGCAUGAAAGCUCUGGCCUAUGCGCCCAAGCCUGCUUUGUACCUCGGCUUCUCCGGCCUCCUUCCAUUCCUAGGUGCCCCCCUCCUGAUGGCUGUGACCCAGUCCUACCUCCCUGAGGUGGCCUACGCCCAGGUGGUCUACGGGGCUUCAAUCAUGUCCUUCCUGGGUGGGGCCCGCUGGGGCUUUGCCCUGCCUGAGGGGAGCCCUGCCCAGCCCGACUGGAUGAACCUUGGCAACAGUGUGGUGCCCUCCCUGCUGGCCUGGCUGGCUCUGCUCUGCAGAGACAACAUCACAGAGGGAGCCCUUGUGGUCAUCAUGGGGCUGGGCCUGGCCCUGCACUAUGACCUCACACUGCUGCCUGGUUACCCCGGCUGGUUCAAAGCCAUGAGAAUCAUACUCACUCUGGUGGCUACCUUUUCCCUGGUGGCCACACUGACAUUGCAGAAGAUGUGCCCGGAGAAGAAGAUCAAGGCACAAGAUAAUUGACUAGGUCAUUACUAAGGGAUAUUAAAGUGAGCACUUGAAAGCUAAAUUCUCUCAUUGUGAACAGUGGAACUGACACUUGUGGGAUUUGUUCAGUAGGAGCAAACAGGGAGAAAACAUUUUUUUUUAAAUGGAAAUGGUGCGACGCAACAAACCUUUCCAAUAAAAUACAUUUUCACUGGA
Oncorhynchus gorbuscha (pink salmon) is the source of this 1258-nucleotide messenger RNA. RefSeq names its product transmembrane protein 69-like. Bases 299 to 1078 code for a protein of 259 amino acids. Lineage: Eukaryota; Metazoa; Chordata; Actinopteri; Salmoniformes; Salmonidae. The transcript has 3 exons. The record is from RefSeq and is a predicted model, not a curated record.